Pomacea canaliculata is the source of this 2174-nucleotide messenger RNA. RefSeq names its product stimulator of interferon genes protein-like. NCBI's taxonomy places the organism in Eukaryota, Metazoa, Mollusca, Gastropoda, Architaenioglossa, Ampullariidae. The coding region runs from base 1310 to 1990 and encodes 226 amino acids. Gene Ontology annotation, cellular component: autophagosome; endoplasmic reticulum membrane. Gene Ontology annotation, molecular function: cyclic-di-GMP binding; 2',3'-cyclic GMP-AMP binding. The record is from RefSeq and is a predicted model, not a curated record. The transcript is spliced from 8 exons. Gene Ontology annotation, biological process: positive regulation of type I interferon production; positive regulation of macroautophagy; activation of innate immune response.
AUAGCAUCUGUUGCCUUGUGUCUUCGAUGGUGGUACCGGGACCUUGCUCUACCUUCAAUGCUUGAUAAAAUCGUCUUUACGGACCACACAGCUCACAAGGCCUUGGUGAAUGAGUUUUUAAAAUUAUGCGACAUGAGUUUUCACAUUCGGGUGGAUGCAGAAAGCUUGUGUAUAUCCCUCCGCCAUCAGGGCCGAGCAUCGCCCAUCAAGUUCUCAGACGUUCUCAUAGCGAGGUGGUGGUGACAAGAUGGCGCCGCAGACAGUCCCAUGAUGCUCGAUGCCAGUCUGACAGCGCCAUUGCUGUGACGAGGUGGGACCGCAGUCGACCUGCUGACGCCGGCAGCAAAUGUCUUGGAUGCAAAGAGGACAAAGAACAUCGGCGACACCGUGAACAGGAGUGUGUUCUAGAGCUGAAUCGGGGGAAUUUCGAAGCGAAGGAGAAUGUUGACGACAACGGCAACGAUGACAGAUGUGUCGUCAAGACAACAACAGGACAUUCCCCUUCGGUUUUUGACAAGCUGGUCUGCAUUUUGAAACAAUUCCAACCUCAUCUUUUCCUCACCCAGUAGCAGAGGGGCGGAAGUCAUGUUUACCUUGACUACUCGAGAUGACAAAGAAAAAGGAGUCACGUGGACAUCAAAAACUGGCAAAGGUGAAAAAAUAAAUGUUGUAAGCAAAGCUACUUUUGAUAUUAGCAAGACGAAGGUAAAGGAGAAGAAAUUGAGAAUAAAUUUAAAACGGGAUUCGGUGGAUUUCUGUAGGGAGGAAACAACACCCGGUCAUGGCGAGUGCCGGGGAUCUCAGGACGUGAGAGUGACUAACCGAGGGAUGAAUGGUGUGGUUUCAGCAUCUGUGUUCUCAGAAACUUUUAAGAGAUCGACAGAUGUUGACGUCAUCGUGCCCCCAGAAGCGAGGGAGCCUCACCGUUGCCUAGCACCACCGGAGUCCCGCCCACCCCGGCCGUGCAGGCGCAGCAUGACGUGUACAUCGCGCAUGCGCGGGAGGACCUGCAGGUGGCCACGCGGCUGCUGCGCGUGAUGGAGGAGCGAGGGUUCUACUGCUACAUGUGCGAACGAGACUUCCCCGUGGGCGACUGCAUCAGUGACGUCAUCACCGACGCGGUGCGAGCCUCGCGACAUGUCGUGGCCGUCGUGUCCAAGAGCUUCCUCUCCGAAGACUGGGGCAUGUUCAAGCUGCAUGUAAGUCUGAGCCGGAUGUACGAAACAAACAGAGCUAUUCUACUUCCGUGCUGGUGGACGUGUGUGAAAAGGACGUUCCAAGCGUUUUACGUCACCUUAGCUACGUGGACAUGCGCAGUGACCCAAACUACGUUGACAAACUUAUUUCGAUGCUACAAGGACCAGAGGUCAGGGUGAAUGAACUUUUACCUGUUGGGAAUCUCUCUUACGGCAUCGUCUACAAUUACUACCUGGGCUACCUGAGGUUCGUGCUGCCAGGAAUCCAGCAAAGGAUCGACAGAUGGUGCCAGAAGCACAGCAACACGCAGUGCUUCGACGCACGCAUGUCCCGGAAGUUCUACAUCCUAGUUCCGGUCAGCUGCUACUGUCCUCACACCCUGGUGGACGCGGGCUGCGCCAUCUCCUUCAGUGGUCACGUGGACGACCUGGAGCUGUCCAGGGCAGGCAGCCUGCGCCGCGUGUACAGACACACCGUGUGGAGCAUCACCAAACCCAACGGGCAGGUGCUUCACUUUGUGGGUGAGUACCCGAGCUGCCUCAACACCUUGUACCAGAUGGAGAUGAUCAGAAACACGGGGCUGGACUCCAGUGAGAGGCAGAGACAGAGGGAGGAGUUCGUGGCCAGACUGAGGGCGCUCCUGGCCAGCAAUGACCACACGGACAGCGUUCGUGUUGUGGACUAUCGGGAUAAAGACAGUUUUGGAAACAUCAUUUCUCUCUCACAAGUCCUCGCUCCAGUUAUCGAGGAAGACAGACUUCCACCCAGUGAGAGCCAGCAGACAGUGAGCUGACUUUUGUCUGUGGGGACGAGGCGUAGAGAGACUUGUGUGGGCAUUCCUUGUUACGCCAGUCAGGACAUCAGCAACGAAUCUUCUCAAAGCUCAACUGGAUCAUUCCUAGUUUGGUUGUUUUUGUCAUUUCAGGAUUUUUGCGAGACAAUUUUUUAAAAAUCUGGUAUAUUUUGCACUCGCUUGC